Benincasa hispida (wax gourd) is the source of this 2024-nucleotide messenger RNA. RefSeq names its product ubiquitin domain-containing protein DSK2a-like. NCBI's taxonomy places the organism in Eukaryota, Viridiplantae, Streptophyta, Magnoliopsida, Cucurbitales, Cucurbitaceae. Gene Ontology annotation, cellular component: cytosol. Gene Ontology annotation, biological process: ubiquitin-dependent protein catabolic process. Gene Ontology annotation, molecular function: polyubiquitin modification-dependent protein binding. The record is from RefSeq and is a predicted model, not a curated record.
AUGGGUGGUGGCGAUGGAGCUGUGUCCGCUGCCGGCGACACGACCCCUGCCGAUGGACUCAAAGUCAACGUCAACAUUCGAUGCUCCAAUGGUUCCAAGUUUUCUGUUCUCGUUAACCUUGAUUCUACCGUUGGAUCCUUUAAAUCCAUCCUUGCUGACCAGAGCGAGGUUCCCGCCGAUCAGCAGCGCCUGAUUUACAAGGGUCGGAUUUUGAAAGAUGAUCAAACCCUGCAAAGCUACGGGUUAGAGGCAGAUCACACCGUCCAUUUGGUUCGUGGAUCGGCACCCGCUGCCACGCCGACCAAUCCUGCAACUGCUUCCAAUGGUGGCGGUCCGAACACUGCUUCAAGUAACGCAAGAAGUGUUGGAUCAAAUGAAGGUGGAGCACUGGGGGGAGGACUUGGUUUGGAAUCUUCUCUAUUUCCUGGGCUUGGUUUCGAUGGGCUUGGUGCCACUGGUGGAUUGUUUGGGGCUGGCCUUCCCGAUUUCGAACAGGUGCAGCAGCAGCUGACCCGCAAUCCAAACAUCAUGAGAGAAAUAAUGAACAUGCCUGCUAUACAAAAUAUCAUGAAUAAUCCAGACAUCAUGAGGAACUUGAUCAUGAACAAUCCUCAAAUGCGUGAAAUAAUGGAUCGUAAUCCUGAGCUCGCACACAUUCUCAAUGAUCCCAGUACUCUCCGGCAGACGCUUGAAACUGCAAGAAAUCCCGAGCUUAUGCGGGAGAUGAUGAGGAAUACUGAUAGAGCAAUGAGCAACAUUGAAUCUUCCCCUGAAGGUUUUAACAUGCUUAGGCGCAUGUAUGAAACUGUUCAAGAGCCCUUUUUAAAUGCAACAACUAUGUCUGGAACUGCUGGAAAUGAUGGCUCGAACCCCUUCUCUGCACUUUUGGGGACUGGUGGGGGGGAUGUGCCCAAUAAUGCCACUUCCAAUUUAUCUACAACUUCUGAUACGACUAAUGGAUCUCCUUCUCCAAAUACAAACCCACUUCCAAACCCAUGGUCUCCUGCCAGCACUGGCGGUACCCAAACUAAUUCUGCAAGGUCGAAUCCCACUCCAAAUGUUAGUGCUCAAAUUCCCACUGGUUUAGCUGGGCUUGGUCUUCCAAAUCUUGAGGGCAUGUUGGGUGCAACACCAGAUGCCGCUGGUUUGAAUCAGUUGAUGCAAAACCCAGCUAUUUCACAAAUGAUGCAAAGUGUUAUGUCAAACCCUCAAUAUGUGAACCAGAUCCUUGGUCUCAACCCUCAAUUGCGCAGCUUGCUUGAUUCCAAUCCUCAGCUCAGAGAGAUGAUGCAGAAUCCUGAAUUUUUACGUCAGUUGACCUCCCCUGAUACAAUGCAGCAAAUGUUUACUAUGCAACAACAACUUCUGUCACAGCUUGGUCGCCAGCCCACCCUGAACCAAGGUCAGACCGGUGGAGGCACAGGAGCUGCAAACAAUACGGGGUUGGAGAUGUUGAUGAACAUGUUUGGUGGACUUGGUGCUGGUAGUCUAGCCGUGCCCAACAGAUCCAAUGUUCCGCCGGAAGAAUUGUAUUCUACGCAGCUCACACAGCUGCAAGAAAUGGGAUUCAUUGACAGACAGGAGAACAUACGAGCACUGAUUGCCACUUCCGGAAAUGUCCAUGCCGCAGUUGAACGAUUACUGGGGAAUUCGGGGCAGUAGUGGAUCGAUCCCAUUGGUAGUGCCGAUGCAUUUGAUGUGGCCCCAUCAAGUGCAGACAGCUGAGUUAAGUGACUUUGGAGGUGAAAUUCAAGUCGAUUGAGUCCAAAUUUUGGUAUAGGAGAGGCAAAGUCGGGAAUACGAUCACUGAAUUAUAUGGUCUCACUCUUUCUCAGGUUCCUGGAGUUCCUGUAAUACAUAUUCUCUUACAUGAUAACGAUCAGAUGUCAUAUGAACUGUGUGGAAAAUAUGUUUGUUUUAGAUAAUAUCUGUUGUUCUUUUCUUUUCGUUCAUGCAAUUGAGUUGAUUGGAGUUACUCUUUGGCUAAUAUUAAUUCCUAUGGGUGCACAAUGAUAGUUCUGUCA